Molecule: messenger RNA, 1248 nt
Organism: Fomitopsis serialis
Lineage: Eukaryota; Fungi; Basidiomycota; Agaricomycetes; Polyporales; Fomitopsidaceae
Product: Arginase/deacetylase
Exons: 15
Coding region: 1-1248 (415 amino acids)
Molecular function (GO): agmatinase activity; metal ion binding
Source: RefSeq, a predicted model, not a curated record
AUGUUCUCGAUCCCUGCUAUGCGAAGUCUGGUCAUACUCUUAGUCAGUCUGGCGACAACUGUCCGAGGGCAAACUGAAGAAUGGCCGGUGCAUGCCAAUGCUGCUGUGCCAGAGGUGAACAUGACAGAGGUCUUCUCAUACCCAAUGCUUCCCGUGCACAAGGAGGCUUGGUCAAGGGAAUCCUGGGACGGUCUCACAACGUUUGCUGCAGCAUCCCCCCUCAGGUGCUUCGGUGCAGACUCCGAGACACCGUACGAUGUCGCUGUCCUCGGUGCUCCUUUCGAUACGACGACGAGCUACCGACCCGGUGCCCGGUUUGGCCCCAAUGGCAUUCGUCAGGGAGCGCGGCGUAUUAACGUCAAUAGUAUCAACAUCAAUAUGAAGAUGAAAGUCUCUGAGCAUAUAGAUGUCGUUGACUGUGGUGACGUCCCUAUGGUAUACACUGACAACAAGGUCGCCCUGCGUCAACUCGAGGCCGCGAACAAGAUGAUUUUGAAUCACACAAGCCUGCGUAUACACAAGGGCGAGAGCAUUGCUAAGGAUGGCAAGUUCCAUCCCCGAGUGCUGACUUUGGGAGGCGACCACACUAUCACACUCCCAUUACUUCGUGGGAUCAAUGAGACUUAUGGCCCGGUCAGCGUGAUCCAUUUUGACAGUCACAUUGGUGGGGUCCCAUUACACUUUGGUUAUAUCCCGCCGCUCAAGUCCUGUGAGCAGAUACAAGAACCUAGAUCGAUGCCUAAUAGCCCGUGGUAUCCAGGAGAGGAGAUCCCUGUGUCUCAUGGCAGCUAUUUCUGGUAUGCUCACAACGAGGGGCUACUCGCGCCCGACAACAAGAACAUCCACGUUGGCAUCCGCAAUAGGCUAGGCAGCUGGGCAGACUACGACAACGAUUAUGAAGUCGGCUUCGUGAUCUCCACGGCAGAAGAGUUCGAGGAGAUUGGUUGGCGCGGCGUCGUGAAGCAGAUCUGGGACACCGUUGGCGACAACCCGGUCUACAUGACGCUGGACAUCGACGCAAUUGAUCCUGGAUCCGCACCUGCAACUGGGACUCCUGAGAUUGGCGGCAUCACGACAAGGGAAAUCAAAAAGAUUAUGCAAGGUCUCGCUGGCCUCAAGAUUGUCGGCGCAGACAUUGUGGAGGUAGCACCAGGUUACGAUACCCAGGCUGAACUCACGUCAAUCGCCGCAGCCAACAUCGGAUGGGAUAUGCUGGCUUUGAUGGCGAAGACCCCUUUGGUAAAAUAG